CUGUACACACGGCCGAACUUGCGGGUUUCUGUCCGCCGCACGCUCAGAAAGCAAAGUGCAAUCGUCCGAGUUGGUCGUCAAGUUGGUUUUCUACGCGCGUCCGCGACUUUCCUAGCGAUUCUCUCUCUCUUUUGGAUGUGUAUGUGCGCGAAUUAAAAGUUUAAGAAAGGAAGGAAGAAGAAAAGUUGGAGGUGUCAGAAUUUGGAGAAUGUUUUCAGAUGGUGGAACCGAUCGCUGAUUGUGCCGUGGUUGUCCUCUGAGAGAUCCAGAGGGACGGAAGUGUCGCGCGGAGCGUGCCAGCAAGGAUUGACCGGGACCGGUUCCGUUGUUAGCGAGAAACCACCCCGGAGAAGAAGAAGAAGAACAAGAAUAGUGUUGUGUCGAGAGUGCAAAUCGUGCUGCGGGUGAAUAUUUCAAAGUUACAAUAUUCAUCCGUCGUUGUCGAGAACAACACAUGCAAAACAGUUCCAUACACUCAUACGAAAACAGUGUUGAAAUCUUUUUUGAUCGGGUUGUUUGUUGGAUAAAUCCCACCACACGGUGAAAACGCAGCAACCAGCGAAAAGUUGAACACAAAAACCGUCAUCGCAGCCGCCACCGCCGUCGUCAUUACCAUCAUCAACGGAGGGACGUCGACGACGACGACGACUACUACGAUUACGUCAAAAUGGCGCAUCAAAUGAUGCCCCAGUCAGUGAACUGCUCACUGGAUGAUAUCGAUCUGAACGCGUUGAAGGACCCCGCCGGGAUCUUCGAGCUAAUCGAAGUGGUCGGAAAUGGAACCUACGGACAGGUUUAUAAGGGUCGCCACACAAAGACUGGACAACUCGCUGCCAUUAAGGUGAUGGACGUCACCGAGGAGGAGGAGGAGGAGAUCAAGCUGGAGAUCAACGUGCUCAAAAAGUACUCCAACCACCGGAACAUUGCCACGUACUAUGGUGCAUUUAUCAAAAAGACGUCCGCCGGUAAGGACGACCAGCUGUGGCUGGUGAUGGAGUACUGCGGGGCCGGUUCCGUCACCGACCUGGUCAAAUCGACCAAGGGCCAGAGCUUGAAGGAGGAGUGGAUCGCGUACAUCUGCCGGGAGAUCCUGCGGGGGUUGAGCUACCUGCACACGAACAAAGUGAUACAUCGGGACAUCAAGGGCCAGAACGUGCUCCUGACGGACAACGCCGAGGUCAAGCUGGUGGACUUUGGCGUGUCGGCACAGCUGGACAAGACCAUUGGCCGGCGGAACACCUUCAUCGGAACGCCCUACUGGAUGGCGCCGGAGGUCAUCGCAUGCGACGAGAACCGGGACGCCACCUACGACAAUCGGUCCGACCUGUGGUCGCUGGGCAUCACCGCACUCGAGAUGGCCGAGUCACAGCCUCCGCUGUGCGACCUGCACCCGAUGCGUGCGCUCUUCCUCAUUCCCCGCAAUCCGCCGCCCCGGCUCAAGUCGAAGAAGUGGUCCAAGAAGUUCCACGGAUUCAUCGAUACGGUGCUAGUGAAAGACUAUCAUCAACGGCCUUACACGGAACAGUUGCUGAAGCACCCGUUCAUCAAGGAGCAACCCACGGAAAGACAAGUGCGGAUACAGCUGAAAGACCAUAUCGAUAGGUGUAAGAAGCGCAAGCAGGAAAAGGAACGGGACGACUACCGGUACUCGGGCUCCGAGAACGAGGAGGAGGAACUGCCUACGGCCGGGGAGCCCUCGUCGAUCAUCCAGGCGCCCGGCGGUGACACGCUGCGGCGGAACUUCCAGCAGAUCCAGGAGGGCCGGACGCUGAUGCAGAACGCCGAACAGCAGCAGCCGCCGAACGCCAACCGGAACCAGAAGCCACAGCAGCGAGACGAGCGGAGUAAACAGCAAUCGGUGGAGGAGCCCGGUCCUCCGUCGCGGCCAGUUCUACCUCAGCGGUUGAUAGUGGUACCGGACCCGCCGGCAAAUGCCAACGCGAACCGGCCGCUGCCACCGACGCCUCGGUCCGGCAGCGGAUCGUCCUCCCAGCAGCAAGCGCAACAACAGCAGCCAUCGUCCCAGCAGCAGACGCCUCAGCAACCCCCGCGAAACUCCCAGAACAUCUUCAAGCCAAUGCUGCCACCACGACGACCAGAGGAUUUGGACAUGUUAGCCGCACAACUAAAUGAAUUGGGCGUCUCCCAACAGUCACAGCCUCAGGCGCAACCGGAAGCCCCGCCCCGGAACAACCGGCAACAGUCGUCGUCUCAGUCACAGCCCCAGCAGCAGCCGCUUCCCCAACUCCCUCAGCAGCAGUCCAGCGGAAGUGGUAAGCCCGGGGUUGGCAGCGGUGCCGCCAACGGCAAUAACAAUAACAACAAUCACCACCACCAUUCGAGCGGCGGCGUCGGUCAACCGAUCAACCCGCUGGAUCCGAUCGAGAGCUCCGACUCGGACUCGGAACCGGAAGAGCCGAACGAUCGGGCGCGGAACGACGGCACGCUGCUGGCCAGCGACCCGCCGAAGCCACUUCCCGAAUUCUCCUAUAGGCCCGGUGGACUGGGAGUGCUGGCCGAGUCGGACCAGAACAACCAAUCGGUGACGACGACCACGCCCGGGGGCAGCGUGCUUUCGCCUCCGGGUGGCGGUAGUGGGGGUGGUGGUGGCGGCCCCCCGAACCGACCCCUGCCACCCACGCCCGACGACGACGACGCCCAGGGCGACCGGACGCUGAUCAAGAGGAACUACGACAACAAGUCGACCUCGUCGAUCGGAACCACGACCUCCUCGACCGGUUCCACCGGCUCAACCCCGUCCGAGUGCGAGGAAGCCGUCCUGCUGCGGGACUGGGACUUUGAGCGAUUCUUUCCGUCCAACGAGCGACCACGACCCCACCAGCGCCACUCAAUGUCCGACAAGUCCUCGUCGUCUUCGCCGGCCGAAUCCAGCAGUCGGCUGAACGGUGCCGCAGGCCAAGGCCUGGACAAGUUCCGCAAGGAGCGCGAAAACAGCAAAGUGUCCAACCUGGCGUACGCCGAAAAGAAAAAGGUCGAAGAGAUGAACAACAAGAUCCGGCUGGAGGAACGGGUCAAAAGUGAGAUCUUUGCCCGCCAGUACCGCAGUCAGCAAUCUCCCGGCAAGUCCGGCCCGCAACAACAGUUCCUUGCUCCGUCCCAAUCUCACAAACGUCAGGAGUCUGACUCUAAACUCUCGCUCAACUUUGUACGCGGCUUCCGGCGGGAAAACUCGGACUUUUUCCCACUGUCCAAGCGCCACUCGGCCAUCCUCGGAGACCAGAGCGCACCCACCGUCGUCGGCGGUGGACUCGGCAAGCAAAUGUCCUCCAGUGCGAUCCACCAGCAACUUCAGCACCAACACCCCCACCACCAGCAACGGUCCAGUGCCAUAUUCUCGCGGAACCGAGGCACCUCCAAGGGCGAACCCAUUCUGACGGACUUCACCGUGACCAAACGGGGCGCCGAUGGCGAUGACCACAGGCCGCGAACGCCUCCACGGCAAACGACGACGACGGCCGCUGCUGCUGUUCCCGCCUCCAACGGCCGGCAAGCCACUCCGGCGUCCCGAAAUCUCGACUUCCUGAGGCCUCGCCGCGAGAAAACCGAAUCCGUGAUUUUUGUGCGUAAUUCGCCCACGCGGCAGCAACUGAUCGACAGUCAGAACCGAGUCGGCGGCGAAAACAGCAGCCUGGGAACCCCUGGCCAACGCACCAGCAGUGUCCUGCCGGAUCUACUGAGCCAAGCGUCCCCGGCGACGCCACCCCGCCACGACAAGUCCGCCAGUGAAGAGUACCGGGCAGCCGUCAGUUCCUCCGUCAAUUCCACACCCUCCAAAUCCUUCAUCGGCCAGAUCAACAACAACAACAACAAUGGUGGCCAUCAUCAUAACAACAACAACAACAACAACAACAACAGUAGCAACAACAACAACAUCAGCCACAGCAAUAACCAUAACCUUAACAAUAGCAGCGGCGGCGGUGGCAACUCGUCGCCCAACUCGACGGUGUCGAACUCGUCCUCUUCCUCCCACCAUAACAGUCCAAACCACUCGAUUAACAUAAGAAAACUAAAUAUCCAUAACCAACUCUUGCAUAGUAGCAAUAAUAACAACAACAAUCAUUUACCUCCCUAUCAACAACAUCUGUUGCACCACCACCACCAACAACAACAACAACAACAACAUCACCACCUUCAACAACAAUCGUCGCAACCGGCGUCGCUAAACUCCGGAAUCGGUGCCGGAACGCCCCUGCCCCUCCCCCCGUACGCACUGGCUCUGCAACAGAAGCAGCGGAGCUUCCUGACGUUCGGCUUUAGCGCGGGUUCGGGCGGUUCGGCGGCCACGCGGCGCGAAAGCCACGUCAACGUCAACGUGACGCCAACCUCGCACGACGCCGCCAGCGAUACGCCCGAGAUUCGCAAGUACAAGAAGCGCUUCAACUCGGAGAUUCUGUGUGCGGCCCUGUGGGGCGUCAACCUGCUGAUCGGCACCGAGAACGGGCUGAUGCUGCUGGAUCGGUCCGGCCAGGGAAAGGUGUACCAGCUGAUUUCGCGCCGGCGGUUCCAGCAGAUGGAGGUGCUCGAGGGCCAGAACAUUCUGGUCACCAUUUCCGGCAAGAAGAACCGCGUCCGCGUGUACUACCUGUCCUGGCUCAAGUCCAAGAUUCUGCGAACCGACGGAAUGGGAGAUCAACAAGUGGAGCGCCGCAACGGGUGGAUCAACGUGGGUGAUCUGCAGGGUGCGGUCCACUUCAAGAUCGUCAAGUACGAACGGAUCAAGUUUCUGGUGAUUGCGCUCAAGGACUCAAUCGAGAUCUACGCGUGGGCGCCCAAACCGUACCACAAAUUCAUGGCAUUUAAGAGUUUCGGUGAGCUGAUGCACCGCCCGCUGCUGGUCGACCUGACCGUGGAGGAGCAAACCCGGCUGAAGGUGAUCUACGGCUCGGCGGAAGGCUUCCACGCGGUCGACCUCGACUCGGCCACGGUCUACGACAUCUACCUUCCUAAGCAUACUCAGGGUCCAAUCUCGCCGCACUGCAUCGUGACGCUGCCCAACUCGAACGGCAUGCAGCUGCUGCUGUGCUACGACAACGAGGGCGUCUACGUGAACACGAUGGGCCGCGUCUCCAAGAACAUCGUGCUGCAGUGGGGCGAAAUGCCGACGUCGGUCGCGUACAUCGGCACCGGCCAGAUCAUGGGCUGGGGCAACAAGGCAAUCGAGAUCCGUUCGGUCGAGACCGGCCACCUGGACGGGGUGUUUAUGCACAAGAAGGCCCAGCGCCUCAAGUUCCUGUGCGAGCGCAACGACAAGGUGUUCUUCAGCAGUGCCAAAGGUGGUUCGUCGUGUCAGAUCUACUUCAUGACGCUGAACAAGCCCGGUAUGGCCAACUGGUAAAUCAGGACCACCAGAAGGAUGACGACGAGUAGGAAUGCGCGAGAACCAGAGUGAAUGUGGCAGUGUGUUAUUCGUUUAUUUUUUUAUUUUUGUUCGCGUGAGAAUCGUGAGAGUCAAAAAACAUUUACCCGUUCUAUACAAUUUACAAAAAGCAAGUAAACAGUGGGGAGGAGGAGAAACCAACAAGCCGGCGCAGCCAGUGUGCGCUGUGUAACAGUAAGUCAUUCAAAUGGUGUUUUAUACAAAAGCUCUUUUAUGGUAGUUUCGUUGACUUUUCUUCCCGGUAUUUAAAGAAUCUACGAGUAGGCAAGCAAGCUCUAGCAUGCAGCAGCAGCAGCACAGAACGUAAAGCAAGUAAAACAAACAUGUGUUAGUGAGACAAGUGUAAAGCAGAAAUCGUAUAUAUUACUUAUACUAUUAAGCGAUUAAGAAGAAAAAAAAAACAGCAAAUCAAGAAAGGAUUGAAGCGAGCAGUCCUUUACGUAAAA
This is a messenger RNA of Culex quinquefasciatus (southern house mosquito), 5844 nucleotides long. RefSeq names its product serine/threonine-protein kinase mig-15 (gene msn). The coding region runs from base 668 to 5356 and encodes 1562 amino acids. Gene Ontology annotation, molecular function: ATP binding; MAP kinase kinase kinase kinase activity. The transcript has 18 exons. NCBI's taxonomy places the organism in Eukaryota, Metazoa, Arthropoda, Insecta, Diptera, Culicidae. The record is from RefSeq and is a predicted model, not a curated record. Gene Ontology annotation, biological process: protein phosphorylation.